GUCCCAGAUGAAAGUUAAGGCUUUAACCUCCUUCCACAGGCCAACGACAAUCCAUUUAAAACCAGUGGAGCAUGAAUCACACAGCCAUUCAAUUCAAUGAAAUUGAGCAGUUGGAGCCCAUAAAGACGGGUUUACUUUUCACACCAAGUUGAGGAAAGUGGGAUACCUCCAAAGAGUCGCACCUUUAGAUGGGUGUAGCCGAGCUCAGGAUCGGCCUAUAAAGCCCUGUGGCUUCUUGGUUACUGAUACAUAGUUACCUGAGUUAAGCCAACGGCACGAUGCUGACUUCUAUCCAGCGGAUGAUUUUCCUUUUUUGGGCGAGCGUUUGCUCAGCCGAUGCAGAGAAGCUUUUCCACAGCCGGGAUCAUUCCGAUGUGCAGACCCUUAUUCCUCACCAAGCUGAGGUUAUAACGAACAAAUACACAGCGGAGCUAUUUCUCUCUAGAUAUGGAUUCAUUAAGGCGGUGAACUGGGAAGAGGUCCAGUUUGAAGAUUCCGACACGUCUGUUAACGACGACUUCCUGGACGACCUUCGGGACGUGAUCCAGGAAGGGACCUUGCAUCGGUCAAGGGACGCCCCGCAGGAUGGCGAUCCCGACGACCACAACAGCCGAGAGUUCAUCUCCGCUCUGAAGGAGUUUCAGAGGGUAUCCGGUCUGCCUGCUACAGGUGUGUUUGAUGAGGUCACCAGGGUGGCAAUGAACAAACCCAGGUGCGGAGUCCCUGACAAGGAGAUUGGCCUGGACGCCCCUGUAGCGCCUGAAAAGCAUACCGCCAUUGAUGCUGGCAGCGGAGGAAGUGAGCCGUGGACAGAGACGGACACAUCAAGUGAUAUAAUCGGCGAGAGUUCUUCUUUUGGCGCUCCUGAAACCUUCAAAGACGACAUACUCGAUGUGAACGACGCAGCAAGCGGUCUCGCCGGCAUUUCCAACGACAGCGGCAUUCACACCGGCGAAGUUGACACAUACGAUCCCUUUUUGAAUGACCCUUCUGCAAACGGCUCGCACGUGGUCAACGGGGACGGACGGGCGGCAAACGGCGGCGCGAACGCCCGUCAGAGCCCAGCGGUGCGACGCAGGAAACGUCACCUCGCCGCGCUGGUUUCCAAAAACCGCCGCAGGAGAGAUCUGAGGGACACCGGUUACAUGGCCUUUACCAAGAGGGUGUUGAAAUGGAGGCUGAUAGGCGAAGGGUACAGCAGCCAGCUGUCCGUUGAAGAACAGAGGUACAUCUUCAGACUGGCCUUCAGGAUGUGGAGCGAGGUGUCUCCCCUGGAGUUUGUGGAGGACACGCGUUCUCCAUUGGAGGAUAUUGACAUCAGGCUGGGCUUUGGCACAGGAAGGCAUCUGGGCUGCAACCAGAGGUUUGAUGGCACUGGUCAAGAAUUUGCCCACGCCUGGUUCCUGGGUGAUAUACACUUUGAUGACGACGAACAUUUCACCACUCCCAACGCUGGAAGUGGCAUCAGCCUCCUCAAAGUAGCAGUCCAUGAGAUCGGCCAUGUUCUGGGUCUCCCCCACAUCUACAGAGCUGGCUCCAUAAUGCAGCCCAGCUAUCUGCCUCAGGAGUCGGGCUUCGAGAUGGACUGGAUGGACAGGAAGGCCGUGCAGCACCUCUACGGUGGCUGUAAGGGUCGUUUCAACACAGCAUUUGACUGGAUCAGAAAGGAGAAGACGCCCUACGGGGAGGUGGUCAUCCGCUUUAACACCUAUUUCAUGAGGGACGGCUGGUACUGGCUGUACGAGAACAGAAAUAACCGAACGCGCUUCGGCGAUCCAGUCGUCCUGCAGGCUGGCUGGCGUGGAAUUCCCAGUGACGGAGUGGAUGCGUACGUGCACGUGUGGUCCCGAAAAAUGGAUGCUGUUUACUUCUUCAAAGGGGCUCAGUUCUGGAGGUACGACAGUGAGAACGACCAGGCGUUCAAACAGGACCCCGAAGGUCACCGCUACCCCAGGCUGAUCUCCGAGGGUUUCCCGGGGGUGUUCGCUCCCAUUGACACAGCCUUCUAUGAUAGGAGGGACUCUCGCAUCUACUUCUUCAAAAACACCCUUGUGUACGCGUUCGACGUGGAAGCCAACAGCUUGGCGAGAGGCUUCCCCAAAAACAUCAGAGACGUUUUCCCUCCAGUGGUGAGCGGAGACCAUCCAGAUGGCAGCAUCGAUGCAUCGUACUUCUCCUACACCCACAACGCCGUCUUCCUCCUCAAGGGCACGCGCUUCUGGCAGGUGUUGGGGAGCCGCGAUCGCUGGCGCCGGCCCUUCCUGCCGCGAAAUGGGCUGCUGCCACACAAGGAGGUGGAUCAGCACUGGUUCGACAUCUGCAACGUUCAUCCCACCGCACUCAAAUUAACCCGCUGAGUCCGCUGAAGCAGAUAUUCAUGAGACCCGUACUGAUGUUUGCUGAUAGGGACAGCUGAUUAGCCCUUUGUUAGGUAUGUAUACAUGUUGUCAAAUGUGUGUAGAUAUCCUCUAUUUAAAAAAAAGAAAUGUCUCUAUUGUUUAAGAUUUUUAUAAGACCAAAACAGCUCAAUAUGUCUGUUGGCUUACUAUGAGAUGGUAUGAUGCAUAGUGGCAUGGAAACUAUCCUAACGAACCUCUUUGGAUCAAGAUAUGUAGCAUUAGUGAUAAUAUGCUUAUUUAUGGAUUGCCCCGACAACCCUUAUUGUUCUCACACUGGAGAAAUAGCUUUCAAAU
Molecule: messenger RNA, 2693 nt
Organism: Gasterosteus aculeatus aculeatus (three-spined stickleback)
Lineage: Eukaryota; Metazoa; Chordata; Actinopteri; Perciformes; Gasterosteidae
Source: RefSeq, a predicted model, not a curated record